AUGGCAGACCUCACCAAAUUGCCAGCGGUCGAAGACCGCAGCGAUGAAGGUGGCCUGGAACGGACGAAGUCCAUCGCAACGGACGACAAAGGCGAUACCGUGAUCAGGACGGAAGAUGGAGAGACUUUCGUCAUCGACAAAGCGGCCGAGCGAAAAUUACUCUGGAAAUUCGAUCUGAGGAUCUUACCGCUCUUGACGAUGAUGUACCUUUUCAAUAGUCUGGAUAAGGCGAAUCUCGGCAAUGCGAAAACUGCUGGGUUGGAGAAGGAUUUGGGAUUUGCGGGGACGAAUAAGUGCAUGUCCUUCUCCUUCCAAUCUUUUAAUAGUGGCUGCUGAUUCUGCGUAGAUAAUAUCCUUCUCAGUAUCUUUUUCGUUCCCUAUGUCCUGACAGCGCCGUUCCUCGGCAUGGCUGGGAAGAUCUACGGUCCCUCGCGGGUGCUUCCCCUAAUGAUGAUGACGUUCGGAUCCAUGACUGUCCUGACCGUGGCAGUAUACAACUGGAGUGGUCUCAUGGCUCUGAGAUGGUUCCUUGGAAUGGCAGAAUCAGCCUUCUUCCCACUGGUCAUCUACUACCAAACGCAAUUCUACCGCCGUCACGAACUCGCCCGCCGACUUGCGAUUUUCUACGCGGCUUCCAACGUCGCCGGUGCUUUUGGCGGUCUACUUGCCUUUGGAAUGUUCCAGCUCCAUGGAGGAUUGCUCCCGAGUUGGAAAUAUCUCUUCGCGCUGGAAGGAGGCUUGACGGUUCUCUGUGCGAUCAUGGCACUCAUCUUCCUACCAUACUCGGCGCAGCACGCGAAAUUCCUCACGCCUGAGGAAAAGAAACUGGCUUUCUACCGCAUACAGGUGGAUUCCUCCGCCGUUGUAGAGGAGAAAUUCAAUCUCCGCGAAGCGAUCAAGAUUCUUGAGCAACCGACGUCCUGGAUUAUUCUGGCGAUCGAAAUGUGUCUUGGAAUACCUUUGCAAUCCGUCUCUCUCUUCCUGCCACAGAUCAUCGCCAGACUGGGAUACGGGACCGUGAAAACAAAUCUCUACACCGUCGCGCCCAACGUCACGGGUGCUUGUAUGCUUCUGAUCCUGGCCUAUGCCUCCGACUACACGCGCUGGAGAUUCCCGUUCAUCGCGCUGGGCUUCUUCUUCACGUUCUGUGGCUUCAUCAUCUACGCGGCUAUAGAUGUGGAGCAUAACAUCCAAGUCGCAUACUAUGCUUGUUUCAUGAUGGUACGUCCGUCCGUCUUGCACCACUUUUCCCCUGCCCUCCCUCCCUGUCAUUGAACCCCGCCUUUACUGAUCCAUCAUAUCCCACACACAGACGUGGGGAACCUCCGCCCCCUCCGUCCUCCUCGACGUAUGGUACAACAACAACAUCGCCGACGAGAACCGACGAGUCCUGCUCACGUCUCUCGGCGUUCCCGUCGCGAACGUCAUGGGCGUGGUUUCCAGCAACAUCUUCCGGAAUCAGGAUGCUCCGGCCUAUAUUCCCGCUCUAGCAACCACGGCGGCCUUUGGCGCUACCGGGAUAGUACUCACGUUAUCAUUGGGAGCUUGGAUGAUCUUUGAUAAUGGAAGACGGAACAGGAGGCAAGGGAAAGUUGUGAGAGCGAAGGACCUUCCUACUGAGAGGCUGAAAGAGGGGCCGAGGAGUCCGGAUUUCAGGUGGAUUUAUUGA
Molecule: messenger RNA, 1669 nt
Organism: Lecanosticta acicola
Lineage: Eukaryota; Fungi; Ascomycota; Dothideomycetes; Mycosphaerellales; Mycosphaerellaceae
Source: the annotation of a GenBank genome assembly